This is a messenger RNA of Myxocyprinus asiaticus (Chinese sucker), 1485 nucleotides long. RefSeq names its product carboxylesterase notum2. NCBI's taxonomy places the organism in Eukaryota, Metazoa, Chordata, Actinopteri, Cypriniformes, Catostomidae. Bases 1 to 1485 code for a protein of 494 amino acids. The transcript has 11 exons. The record is from RefSeq and is a predicted model, not a curated record. Gene Ontology annotation, molecular function: hydrolase activity.
AUGAAUAUUCUGUGUCAUGUUACGUACCUGCUUCUGCUGGGAGUAAUUUCUUGCCAGAACAACCGCAAUGCCAAGCCAGGCGGGAAAGCUCCAAAGAAGCCUAACAGCCAAGCUACAGACACAACCCACCAUGGCCCUGAAGAUGAGCCACACCCUGGGCUAGCAGGUGCUGUUGAUUCCAGCAAAGACACAAACUCCGGAGGUCGUAGCACCACACAACAAAGUGCAUCUGUCAACAAGGUUGCUGAUGAAAUGAAGCUACACUUUGUAAAGAACACAUUAGUCACAUGCAACGACGGUACUGCCGCUGGGUUUUACCUAAAGGAGUUCAAAGGAAGCAAGAGAUGGCUGAUAUUUUUGGAAGGUGGCUGGUGCUGCUACAACAAAGAGACUUGUGAUUCCAGAUACAAAACUAUCCCCCGCCUAAUGAGCUCAACUGACUGGCCACAAACACGCAAAGGGAGUGGUAUACUAUCACCACAAGCCGAAGAAAAUCCUCACUGGUAUAAUGCCAAUAUUGUGUUUGUUCCCUACUGUUCAAGUGAUGUGUGGAGUGGUAACAAAGCAGCAUCAAAGCCCAAACAGGGAAAAGAAACAGAAUACACUUUCAUGGGAUCUCUAAUCAUUCGGGAGGUGAUCAAAGACCUUGCUACAAAAGGAUUGAAACAAGCCAAAGUUGUGAUGCUGGCAGGAACCAGUGCCGGGGGAACAGGUGUGCUGCUUAACAUCGAUAAGGUGUCCAAUCUUCUGGAGCAGUUGGGUGCAGAUACUCAGGUGCGCGGUCUUGUCGACUCGGGCUGGUUUCUGGAGAGUAAACAGCAAAAAGUCCCUGACUGUCCAGACGGUGCCUCAUGUACCCCUGUUGAUGCCAUCAAGAAAGGACUUCGGUUGUGGAAUGGAGUUGUUCCAGACAAAUGCAAGCAGCAGUAUAAAAGAGGCGAGGAUUGGCAAUGCUUUUUCGGACACAAACUGUACUCCUACAUAACCGCUCCGCUGUUUGUGGUGCAAUGGUUGUUUGAUGAGGAACAGUUACGAGUAGAGAACAUUUAUAUGGGUGGCCAGUCACUCUCUGAGCAACAAUGGACUUACAUGCAGAACCUGGGAAAAGAGUUUAAAAAUUCACUCAAGGAUGUUACGGCUGUGUUCGCCCCCUCCUGCCUUUCCCACACUUUGAUAACCAAAAGUAACUGGAUGGACUUCCAGGUCAAGGGGACGUCGCUCUCCCGUGCUCUGCAGUGCUGGGACAGAAGUCUUCAGGAGGCCAAUAAGAACAGCAAAACGGCCCUGAAGGGCUGUCCCUUUCAUCUCAUAGAUAACUGCCAAUGGCCACAGUGCAAUCCAACCUGUCCGGCCCUGAUUGACCAGGCCACACAACAGGAGAUGUCUCUCCUCCAGGUUCUGGCUAGUAUGGGCUUGGACCUGCAAAAGCUCGGCUUGGAUGGAAGAGGUGAUAUUUCAGCUGGCUUGAUCAGCAAUGGUGGCUAA